ACGACAGAAGAAGAAGGAAGAAGAAGAAGACCAAUACGGCAGGGCGGAAGGAUGAUGACAAUGGCAGUCAGGGCGCGAUCGCUCGUGCUGCUUCGAGGCGUGAGCGCCGGCAACGCUGUGGCAGCGUCGGUUCGCCCUGUUCUCGUUGCCGCAGUAAGGGCACAGCAGCCUCGAAACAGCAGCAGCAGCAGCAGCAGCAGCAGCAGCAGCAGCAGCAGCAGCAGCAGCAGCAGCAGCAGCAGCAGCGCUGGCGGCUCCAGCAAAUGGGCGCUUGGUGCGGGGAUCGUUGGUGGUGGCUUCGCCGUCGCAGCAACGACAAUGGCGACGGUGGCGUGCGAGGAAGACAGGUCUAUUGCAGCCGCCGAUCCAGGAAGCAGCGGCGACGAUGGAGACGAUGUCGAUCAGAAGAAGAAGGGCAAAGGCUUCAAGGAGCGCACGAUUGCCCGAUACGAGGACCGCAUUCGCUCAUUCUCUACACCGGAUAAGGUUGUGUUCCGGUACUUUGCGUCUGUGCGCAUUGAUGGCGACGUGUACAUGCGCUCGUGCGACUUCAUCCGCGCGGUUACACCCGGCGAGCUCCAACCAAAGGAGGUUGGCCUGGAUCUGUUUGAGGACAAAUCGAGCGACUUUGGCGUCGUGAAACCGGAAUCCCUCAAGCACAGCCUCUUCCACCACAGCGAUGACGGCACGAUGGCGUGCUCGGACACGACGGGCCUGAUAUCGUAUGCGGAGUUCCUGUUCCUGCUGACGCUGCUCGCUGCGCCGCCGCGUCAGUUCCACCUCGCCUUCAAGAUGUUUGAUGUCGAUGGCAACGGCACGGUUGACGCGGACGAGUUUGCGAACGUGCAGGCGGCGGUGCAACGCAGCACGCCCACGGGUCGACGCAUGCACACGAUGGACAAGACGGCCAUCAACGCAGCCAGCAUCCGGCGCAGCCAUAUUAUGCAGCGGCUGUUUGGGCCGGAAGGCAAGGGCAAGUGCGACAUUGACAAGUUCCAAAAGUUCUUUGAGGAGGUGCAGCGGGAUGUGCUGCACAUCGACUUCAUCCGGCACAAGUCCGACCCGUCGUCGCCAACCAUGUCCGAGCUUGAUCUUGCUCGGAUGCUGCUCAAGUACACGCGGCUGAAGCAGCGCGACUACGCCCAGUACCUCAACCGCGUCAAGCAGGCCAACAACCCAUCACAGAUCACGUGGGAGGAUGUGUGCGGGCUGUUCUCGUGUCUGCGGGCAAUCGACGACUUGGCGAUGGCGCUGAGCUUCUUCUCCGCAUCAGGCACCGGCAUCACCCAGGAUGAGUUCCGGCGUGCGUGCCGCGCCGCCUCUGGUGUUGAGCUCUCGGAUCACGUCAUCAACUUUGUCUUCCACAUGUUCGACAAGGACGCGGACGGCAUGUUGGCGGAAUCGGAAUUCCUGACGGUCAUGCGCGACGCACACGCGCGCGGUCUCAACAAGGAGAAGGAUCUGCCUCUUGGUCGCGGGUGGAAUGCGCUCGUGAAGUGCAUCAAGAUCCAGAUGACACGACAGGAGGAGUGA
Messenger RNA from Salpingoeca rosetta, 1533 nucleotides. RefSeq lists its product as uncharacterized. Gene Ontology annotation, biological process: calcium import into the mitochondrion; mitochondrial calcium ion homeostasis. Bases 52 to 1533 code for a protein of 493 amino acids. Gene Ontology annotation, cellular component: uniplex complex. The record is from RefSeq and is a predicted model, not a curated record. Gene Ontology annotation, molecular function: calcium ion binding. NCBI's taxonomy places the organism in Eukaryota, Choanoflagellata, Craspedida, Salpingoecidae. The transcript is spliced from 14 exons.